Caenorhabditis briggsae is the source of this 1734-nucleotide messenger RNA. The record is from RefSeq and is a predicted model, not a curated record. Lineage: Eukaryota; Metazoa; Nematoda; Chromadorea; Rhabditida; Rhabditidae. Bases 1 to 1734 code for a protein of 577 amino acids. The transcript has 10 exons.
AUGUGGUGGCUUCAAGCAUCUAUAUUAAUACUACUAGCGGUUUCUGUACUUUGUGAAGAUCAGACUCUGGACCCAAACGCUCCAACUGCUUGCAACAAUUUCUACGAAUAUGUUUGUGAAAAACCGUUAGAUGUGGGAUAUCCUCGACUUAAGGCAGUUCUCUGGUCGCAAAAUAACUUAUCAAAUGAAAUCGAUCAAUACCAGGACUAUGUUUUUCACCCACAGCAAAAACUAAGGUUUUGGGAUGUUGCCAACGCAGAUGUCAUUUCCAAGUGGUUGGUGCAAUUCGACACUAAUGAUAAUGGUGUGAAAUGGAAGGAGCACACUCUACGUCAUGAAGAGUUUUUGACUUUUGAAGGUCCUAAAAAACGAGAGGCACUGGAGAAAAUCUUCGAGAACUACAACCUUUUGGUGAUCACAAGAUUUUACAAAAGUCUCAAAAAAUCUGUGGAGCAUUUGGAGGACUUGCAUGUGCCAGUUUCCAGCCACAACCAUUACUAUCAUGGAAUUUUUGAUGAAAUCGUGGACAUUCACAUUUCUCAAAUUAGAUCGGAGUCAAAGUAUAAUGAAGAACAGAAGAAUUACCUGAUCGACAGAGUGAAAAAAGUGAAAAUCAUUUUUCCGUACUUGGAGUACAAUAAUAUCACGGUCUGGAGGCAAGCCAAGACUGCUUACGAGAAAGAGUAUUACAGAUUGAAUGCGGUCAUCAAUGAGACCCGUCUCCACCCCGAUGUGGUCGACAAAAUGAUCCGAGUGUUGGCUGUAAACCAGGCAAUGGAAAUUUUCGAAAAAUACAUCACCACGUUUACACCGCGAUUCGUCUUCCAACAUGUGGUUUCAGCGGCCACGCGGCACUCAUUCAACUACCAGGAUGAAAUUCAUCUUUCAAUUUUUACAGUAUUCAACCCAAAAACGAAUCCGAAUGCUGUGUACGAUCGAAUCUUGUAUGUUAUGUGCCAUGAGUUGUUACAUGUGCAUUAUAAUGUCGAUCCGCCACCAUUCGAGACAGAAAUUUGGGAUCGGGAGAAGCAGUGUAUUCAUGAUAGGCUGGAUUAUUAUGCAAAUGCGUAUAAGAACGAAUCCGACUGGAGUCUUGCCCAAUUUUCCUAUGAAGACAGUGCAAAUGUUUCUGGCUUGCGUUUGAUGCUCCUCUAUCUUGCCCAGAUGACUUCUGACAGCAAUCAGAUUCGUGAGAAUAUUGAAAACGUUGUCACCCGAUUCUGCCACAAGACGCAACGAAAAGCUGCUGCACAUAAUCCUCUCGACGUCUCCCUGAAUGUCGCCGUGUCACAGAUGCCCACAUUCAACAGUCUCUACAACUGUACCCCCGGAGAUCGAAUGUACGUCGCUCGUGACAAAUACUGCAAAGCGUUGAACAUGGACAUUGAUGUGAACGACUACCUCACACAGAAGGUUGAGAAGGACGAUUUAUUCGUACUCACGCAGUUCAUGGAUGUUCUAGAAAACACAGCUGACGAGUUGGAUGCGGCGAAUAUCACAACCAUCGAGUAUGAAAAGUUUGAUGUGACGGUGACAAAUGUGGAGGAAGAGGAAGAGGCUUUGGAGGGAAGUGCCGAGAGUUCAGAAUCUUCUUCGGAAAGCAAAGAAUCCAGUGAAGAAGAAGGUGGCGAUUUGGAGGAUGAUCUGAAGGAAGCCGAAUCACUGGCUAGUUUAAGCUCAUCAUUCAGUUUCAAAUUCAUCGUCAUCUUGGUUUUCUCAAUUUAUCUUCUCUAA